Messenger RNA from Penaeus chinensis, 2902 nucleotides. RefSeq lists its product as uncharacterized. NCBI's taxonomy places the organism in Eukaryota, Metazoa, Arthropoda, Malacostraca, Decapoda, Penaeidae. The transcript is spliced from 2 exons. Gene Ontology annotation, biological process: potassium ion transmembrane transport; stabilization of membrane potential. Gene Ontology annotation, molecular function: potassium ion leak channel activity. Gene Ontology annotation, cellular component: membrane. The coding region runs from base 22 to 1368 and encodes 448 amino acids. The record is from RefSeq and is a predicted model, not a curated record.
GCUCCUUCCGCCUUCAGGUUCAUGUACCACCGGAUGUGCUGUUGGUAUUGCCGCAAGAAGAGAGUCGAGGAGAGCGCGGAGUCGCCUUCCAUGCUGCAGAAUCCUAGCGGCACGGCGGGACCUGCCACCCCGGCCCCCUACACCCCACCCCCCAAGUAUAAACCCAACCGCCGCAACAUGCUCAUUUCGCCGCCCAUCUCGGCCACCAUCCACCGCGGCUCCGACAACCCCCUGAAGGCGCCGUCGCUGGACUCCCCGAGCCCCUCGCCAGGCCCUCCCGCGACGCGCGCUCUGCAGUUCCCUUCGCAGAACCACGUCCUCCUCCCGGACAUGGAGGCGAAUCGCAUCGUGGCCGAGUGCGCGGCAUACACCAAGACCCACAUCCCCGGCUUCGUGGUGUCGCUCGACCCGGCGGCGAGCGACUGCCACGACUACGACAUGGUGACCGUGUCGACCCGCCUGUCGCCCAGCGUGUCCACUCGCCCUUCGCCCACGGCCUCUUCGCGGCCGACGCCCGAGCCCUCGUCUCCGCGGGCGCGAGAGACGCCGGCGGAGUGGGCGCUGGCGCGGGAGAACGGCGGCCCGCACAUCAUCAUUGAAUCAGAGAUGGAGCAGCCUUCCUCCAACCACUCGACGCGGCCCGGCUCGCCGGCGUUCACUAACUCCACGCACCACGCCUCUAGCACGUCGCUCACGAGCAUUGCAAGUCGGCCGUGCAACAAGCGGACCUCGAGCCCGUUCCUGGGCGCCACACUGUCCGGCGGGAUGGACCUCGACGAGCCUCCUUAUCCCCGCGUCGUGGAGAGGCCGCCGCGGUCCCCGGGAAAGACUCUCGUGGUAUACAAUACGCUCUCCGGGGACGCCCUUCUCGAGCAGAGCAAGAUCGUGCGCAAGAUGGCACUCAUGAACAAGGGAGGCUUCGGGCAAGUGCGCACCGACGUUACGACCGUCUUUACGGAUCCCAUCUCGGGCCAGGCGGUCGACGGCGAUAUGUUGGGGCUGAACUACCGCCCCAUUCCGCCCGACACGUCGGAUGCGGAAAACCGCGUGCCCAUCCCCAUCGUGCUGGGCUUUGUUGCCUCGUACCUGGGCAUCGGCUCCCUGCUGUUCGUAUGGCUGGAGGGAUGGUCCAUGCUAGACGCCUGCUACUUCUGCUUCAUCACCCUCUCCACCAUCGGCUUCGGCGACUUCGUCCCGGGCAAGUCGCUGGGCUACGAGACGCAGGAAGCGCAGAUCAAGUUGGUCACCGGGUCCAUCUACCUGGUGCUUGGCCUUGCCGUCCUUGCGAUGUCUUUCAACUUAGUGCAGGAAGAGGUGGUCCUAAAAUGCAAAGCGUUUGCUAACUGGAUAGGCCUUCUCAAAGACUGAGGUCUAACUUUAUUGAUAGUAUUGUUACUAGUUUCCGAAGAUAUCUCAGAUGGUAGUAACUACUUUGGUAGAACCGGAAACACAAAUGUCAAAUAGAUUUCUUAUCCCGUCUUGUUAUACGCAAUAUAUGUAUAUGAACAUGAUUUAUAAAUAAAUGAGCACAUGAGUAUCUCAUAUAGAGCGAAACACCCAUAAAACACACAAACACACAACACACACACACACACACACACAGACAAAUACACAUGUAUAUGUAUAUUAUUUAUUUAUUUAUAGGAUAUGCAUAAAGAUGAAUAACUACAGAUAUAUAGAUAUAGGAAUUAUCAUCACAUGACUACCUUAGCUAAAUUCGUUCCUGAAGUCCUUGACACAUAAGAACCAAUGCAAGAUUGCACACUGAUCUAGUCUGUUUAUCUAAUUUCAAAAAUAAUAAUGUCUCUAGGUGAUAAAAUGGCAAAUCUCAGAUCGACAUUUCCACCUGCAGAUCCAACAAAGAAUGACUCCUGUGUCACUAGAUAAUAAAAUAGGCAACUAGAUAAACAAAAUACAUGAAACACCACAUCAACAUCCAUGUUAACACAUCACAUUUUAGGAUGUUCAGUCUGGACAUAACCAAUCUAUAUACUGUGUAUAGAGAAACAGAAAAUGUUUAAUGUGCAAGGAAAAUGGCUGUGAUAAUUCUUUUCUCAGCUCUGCAAUAUGCUUUUUCUGGUUAUCUGUAUUGUGUUUAUUUGCUUAGCUUUUUGUGAGCUGGUGAGUGUUUAUAACAAUAUAAAAGUGAGUUUUGAUAAUGAAAUCUGCUUUCUGGUUGGAGACUUAUAAUAAACCCAGUUGAGUUAAUAGAUUUAAUAUUAAAAGCUCUAAGAUUGUUGCACAGUAAGCUUUACUCUCAAAAUCACAAAAUACAAAUGAAAAUCAAUAAACAGUCAAUAAUAUAAUUUAGUGUAUUGUAAUGUAGAGUAAUAAGACUUGUAGAGAAACAUGUGCAUUAAAAUCUUGAAUCCAGCCUUUUAUUCAGUAAUUCUGUCCUGAGAUUUUCAGAAAAAAAAAAAAAAAUCUAUAUAAAAAUCUGUAUAUCAGGGAAAUUAUUCCAGUACAACACACAUCUGUAAUAAUAUAGGGAACUUACAGUCAUAUGAACUUUUAUAAUUCCAUUCUCGAUUGUAGUUCAGAUUCCAGAUAUAGAAUUUUCCACAUGUUGUGAUAAUGAACCUUGGGAACGAAAGGGUACUCUUUGGGAUGGCAUUGUAAGUGGUAAAAAAAACAAUUCCCUCUAUACUAAAAUAAUAUGUAAUGUGCACUUGAAACAAUAUACUGUAAAAAGUGUGAUUGAUUUUAAGGAGCGUGAGCUGAUUUUUGUACAUAUUCGUUUUACAAUAUUCCCCCUGAUGUAUAUACUGGGUAGUGUUAUAAAACUAUUAUAGGUGAGCAAGGUUAAUGAACAAUUUGUUUCCAUCAACGAACUCUGUUUUAAAAAAUGAAUACACAAAAGUUAAAAGAAAGACAGAAGACAAAAAUAAAAAAUCUAUGAAAA